CCCCUACUUUCACUUGUUUUAACUACACCAAAGAACUCCCAUUUACCCCCUUAGCCUCGAGGACAACCAAAGCCCACUGUGCCUCUCAACUCCCUCUCUUGUCCCUCUCCCAACAAUGGCACCACCAAAAUUCUCUCUUGCUUUGACCAUUGCCAUUCUCUCAGUCUGGGCCGCUUCUGCUGCCCACCACCACGCGGCGGCGCCAUCUUCCUCAUCCUCCGUCGACUGCUCGUCUUUGAUCUUGAACAUGGCGGAUUGUUUGUCGUUUGUGUCGAGUGGGAGUGAGGUCUCUAAGCCGGAAGGCUCAUGUUGUGCUGGCUUGAAAACUGUGCUGAAAACAGAUGCUGAGUGUUUGUGCGAGGCUUUUAAGAGCAGUGCUUCUUUGGGUGUUACUCUGAAUGUUACCAAGGCCAUGACUUUGCCUGCAGCUUGCAAAGUCUCUGCUCCUUCUGCCACCAACUGCGCAAUAUCUCUGGCUCCUGCCGGUGCGCCAGGUGCAACAGCGGGUGCGCCUACCACAUUCCAAGGAGCAAAUGAGGUAGCACCGGCACCAGCUCCCGGUAGCUCAGGCUCUUCAGUGCUUUCUGUUUCAAUUGGAUCUCUUGUUUUAGGCCUCAUAGUUAUGUUAGUCUCUGGCUACUGAGUUAAAUGUUAGUGAUAAUUUGAGCGGAGGGAGAGGUAUCAUAUGAGAGACCAUUUUGAUGUUUAGUUUGUUCUUGGGGAUUAUCCUCCCCUUUGUUUUCAUGUGUGACUGUAGUAGAUAGCAUUCAUUUUGUGGGUUACUGGAAACUUUGUGUGAGUUUUGGACCAUCAUUAGUUCAAUAUUUACUAGUAUUCUAUUUGUUUACCAUUUA
This is a messenger RNA of Theobroma umbraticum, 854 nucleotides long. Its product is annotated as non-specific lipid transfer protein GPI-anchored 11-like. Lineage: Eukaryota; Viridiplantae; Streptophyta; Magnoliopsida; Malvales; Malvaceae. Gene Ontology annotation, biological process: lipid transport. The record is from RefSeq and is a predicted model, not a curated record. Gene Ontology annotation, molecular function: lipid binding.